Messenger RNA from Gavia stellata (red-throated loon), 1431 nucleotides. Its product is annotated as T-cell surface glycoprotein CD4. The transcript is spliced from 8 exons. The record is from RefSeq and is a predicted model, not a curated record. Gene Ontology annotation, molecular function: MHC class II protein binding; protein tyrosine kinase binding. NCBI's taxonomy places the organism in Eukaryota, Metazoa, Chordata, Aves, Gaviiformes, Gaviidae. Bases 1 to 1431 code for a protein of 476 amino acids. Gene Ontology annotation, biological process: T cell activation; interleukin-15-mediated signaling pathway; positive regulation of ERK1 and ERK2 cascade. Gene Ontology annotation, cellular component: external side of plasma membrane; membrane raft.
AUGGAGUCAUGCGGCACGGUGGUGAGCAGCACGCUUGCCGUCUUCUUGGUUCUGCAUCUGGGUCUGAUCCCCAUUAUGGCUCAGCAAAACGAACUACAGAUUGGGGUCGCAGGACAGGCGGUGACCCUGAACUGCAGAGGCAUACUUCAUGACUCACAUGUUAUCUGGAAGUACUAUAAGAUUCUUAUAAAGUCAUUGACAACUACCUCUUUGAAAGGCAGAGCUACCAUGACCGAACGAUCUGAAAUCACCCGCAACAAACACCUGAGGGUGUCGGACUUAAGGCUCUCCGAUGCUGGCAUCUACACCUGUGAAUAUGGCUCUCACACAGUCAGUAUCUCACUGCAUGUCUUUAAAUUGAUGAUCUCUUCAAAUGGGUACUUCCUGCCAAAUGAAAUCCCUGAGCUGACUUUAAUGCAAAAUUCAUCCCAUCCUCUAUCCGAUCUCACCAUCACAUUGUUUAACAGUAACAAUAACAUAGUAAGACCAAAACUCUUACAAAACAAGACCCGUCAAAAAUACAUACUGAAGUUAAAGAAACUGGAGGCUACGGACAGCGGGACCUGGAUGUGUCACGUCCAUUCAGACUCUCCAUUGAUUAAUUGGAACAUCUCCUUUGAUGUGAAGGUAUUAGGUUUUCAGAAUCCGGAUUUGGAAAGAAAGUAUGCAGCUGUUGACAGCACUGUCAUCUUGUCAUGGAGUCUGAACUUCCAGAAGAUAAAAUGGAAAGAAGGUUUCACAGGACAACUGAGUUGGAAACAGCAGGAAAAUGCAACCACUCAUGAGCUACUUGAUUUCAACGUCACAGCACGAGGAGAGCAGCAUAGGACCAAAAAAGGCAGCCACUUUCGGUUUGAGAUACUUGAAAACAAACCUGAAAGUACCAUAGAAGUGAAACUCCCCAAAGUCCAUUUCAACCACUCUGGGCAAUACCAGUGCCAGCUGGCGUACAAUGGAAGAUCCGUGCAGAGCAAGAUAGAGCUGGUGGUGAUGAAAGUCUCAGCUAACCCUGUUGGGCCACUCCCCAGAGGGGCCGAGAUGACCCUCAUCUGCCAGGUCUCUAGUCCGCUCCCAUCCAACGCCCAGUUGCGCUGGGAACGUGUGAAUGGGACUCGGAUGGACAUCAAGAAGUCAAAGCAGGAUGAAGUAAUGGUGGAGGUGAACGUCAGCACUGCAGGCCUGUGGAACUGUCACCUCAUAGAAGACAAUGACAGGAAGAUCAGCCUUCAUUACCCCGUGGAGGAAGCUCCUGUUUGGAUUAGCUAUGUGGUAAUUGGAGCAAGCAUUGGAGGCAGUGCACUGGCGUUUGGCCUCGCGUGCCUGUGCAUCAUCAGUGGUAUAAGCUGGCAGCGGAGAAGGCAACGGGCAAAAAGGAUGGCACGAGCAAGACAAUACUUGCUGGAAAACAAGACAUGUCAGUGUCAACAGUAA